Megalops cyprinoides (Indo-Pacific tarpon) is the source of this 1931-nucleotide messenger RNA. Its product is annotated as transcription termination factor 1, mitochondrial. The transcript has 2 exons. NCBI's taxonomy places the organism in Eukaryota, Metazoa, Chordata, Actinopteri, Elopiformes, Megalopidae. Gene Ontology annotation, biological process: regulation of DNA-templated transcription; termination of mitochondrial transcription. Gene Ontology annotation, cellular component: mitochondrial matrix. Gene Ontology annotation, molecular function: double-stranded DNA binding. Bases 312 to 1457 code for a protein of 381 amino acids. The record is from RefSeq and is a predicted model, not a curated record.
UCCUAAAUUUGGAAGUCUUUCCUGUCGACAGUAUUUCCAGUCUGUGUGAAGGCGCAUCAAGCCCUUAGUUUUGUUCAGAGUUUGUGGUCUUUCAGAGCUGCGCCUGAAAACGCCUCGUUUGCCGUUUUUGAAGGUCUGACUGCGUUUAUUAGUGUGAAAAUGUUGUAGGUGAAAACAACAAAACAUCAUUUACUUUAAGGUACUAUUCCUUGUUCAACAGGAAGCUUAAAUCUGCUGAUGAAAACGUGGAGGGGAUCAAAACAGCCCACUGCUCUGGGCACGUAGGUGUUUUCCAUGUGUUGGACUUACACAUGAUGGCAAUGUUGUGCAUACCUGCUCUGCUGUACUUUGCUAGAAGCUCAAACACAGCACUGCUGAAGCAGCGGGACUUCUUGUUGCUGCCACAUUUUACACAAGUGCUCAGCUCCAGGCCUGGGGGCAAGAGACUCAACAAGGGCCCAGAGAACAAGUCCUUGGUGGAGAACCUGGCCACGAUGGGAGUGGACGUGGUGAUGGCCCGGCGGCGGCAGCCAGGCGUCCUGAGGAAGGCCGUCACCAACGAGAUAGGCCUGGCCCACUUCCUGCAGAGCAAAGGGGCGAGCCGCAGUGCAGUGGCCGGGAUCAUCUCUCGCUUCCCGCGCUCUAUCACGCGCACCGAGGCGCACCUGGAAGAGCGCUGGGCACUGUGGAGGAGUAUCUUCAGGACUGACAGCGAGAUUGUCAAAAUCCUGGAGCGCUCGCCCGAGUCAUUCUUCCGCUCCAGCGACAAUGCCAACCUGGAGAAGAACAUCCUGUUUCUGGGCUCCCUGGGCCUGGGCAGCAGGGAACUACACCGCUUGCUCACCACGGCACCCCGUACCUUCUCCAACAGUGUGGAGCUCAACCGGCAGGUCGUGGAGCUGCUCCAGGACCUGUGUGUCAGCCUGGGUGGGGACAAGCCCGAGCAGUUUGCCAAGGCCAUCAUCUCCAAGAACCUAUACAUCCUGAUCCGCAGUACCACGCGCAUCAAGGCCAAUGUGGCCUUCCUGAGGAAGGAGCUGCAUCUGAGCGACGGCGAGCUUCUGAGUCUGCUGCACGGCCAUGGUGCCGACGUCCUGGGCCUCUCCACCGAGCACCUCAAGAGGAACCUCUCCAGUGUCCUAGAGAAGCUCAAGUCUCUCAGCUGCCAGAAGAGUGAUGUUAAAAAGCUCAUCAUCAGCCACGCGCCAGUGCUGCUUGUCUCUCCAAACAACCUAAACAGUAAGCUGGACUGUCUGGUUGAAGGAGGGGUGCAUAUCAGACAGAUACUGGAAAAGCCAAAGAUCCUGGACUUUAGUGUGGAGAACAUAAAGACACGCUUAGCAGAGCUGAAUGAGAUUGGCUACGACUUCAAAAAGAAUGGGAUUUCUAUUUUAGACUCCAGUCGGAAGCGUUUCGAAGCAAAGUUGGAGCGUCUUACUGCUUCAAUAGAGGAGUAAAUGAAUGCUGUGCUUCAAAAUAAAUACACAUAUUUGCUAUACUCACUGUGACAAUUGAAGAAAUUUUCUUUUAUACUGUGACACUCAAUGAAGUCAUAAUAUAAAACCAGGUCAGACUUGUGGUGUGACAGAUUAUACUACACCUUAUGCAAGUAAGUGAUCCAGGCCAUUCACAUGAGACAGGCCAACUUAAAGGAACAGUGUUUGAGAGUGCCAAUAAAACAAUAAUUAAAUUCUAACUUAGGGAGCCGCAACUGAGAAUAUCCGUGAAAGGUACUGCAUUUAUAUUCAUUUUUCGCUUUUUUAACCCAACUUUAUUAGUAGUCGCCAGUUACACAUUUCAGCUUGUCACCACCACAGUGACACCCUCUGAACCCUUGGAGGAGCAUGGGGCAGGGUACAUGCAAUGCUCCAAUACGUGUGCCUAUGGCACUACAAGUCCCACAGUGCACAAGGAGCCAUCGGAAGAUAGCU